Molecule: messenger RNA, 1017 nt
Organism: Closterium sp. Yama58-4
Lineage: Eukaryota; Viridiplantae; Streptophyta; Zygnematophyceae; Desmidiales; Closteriaceae
Source: the annotation of a GenBank genome assembly
AUGACUGACGCGUUAGCGGCGAGACAUAAGACGGUGAAGAAGGUUCCGAAAAACUUCGACGCGUUCGUGCUCAAGUUCCCGAGGAUCAACGCGGCUCUCGAGCAUCUCCGAGAAGUGUACGACAAAAUCGUUCCCGAGGGCAAAGAAGGCAUGUCAAUGGACGAGUUGAAGACCGCUCUCGCUCAGCUGGAGGUGACAGUGAGCGAAGAGGAGCUGAAGGCCAUUUUCGAGCAGACGGAGUUGGACACUUCGUAUGGGGAAGGGUCAGAGUCUGUUCCGACAGAGGAGGACACAGUGGUGUGCUUCAAUGCGUUUGUGCUGUGCCUGGGCAUUGUGUUCCUGCUGGAAUCGGCUGAUAGUGAGCAGCAGAAGUCUCGCCUUGGCACAGGAGACGUCAACGCGGCCUUUCAAAUAAUAGUGGAUGCGUUUAUUUACUUUGACGAGGACCAUGAUGGGCAGCUCACGCGGGCAGAGAUUGAGAAGGGUUUCAGCAGCCACAACACUCUCAAGGAGGGUACUCUGCUUCGCAACAUCUCCAUGCGCAUGCAGGAAAUGGAUCGGGAUUCAAACGGUGUGUGCACGUUUGUGGAGUUUCUCAACGCCUUCGUUGGUUGGUUAGUCAAGAUGGUCAGAAUCAGCGUUCUUAAUGAUGCGCUCAAGAGCAUGUACAACGCAGAGAAGCGCGGGAAGCGGCAGGUGCUGAUCCGCCCCAGCUCCAAGGUCAUCAUCAAGUUCCUCACUGUCAUGCAGCGACACGGUUACAUCGGCGAGUUCGAGCUGGUGGACGACAGGCGGGCGGGCAAGAUUGUCGUGGAGCUGAACGGGCGGCUGAACAAGUGCGGCGUGAUCAGCCCGCGUUACGAUAUCGCUGUAGGCGAUAUCGAGAACUGGACCGAGCGCCUCCUGCCCUCCCGUCAGUUUGGUUACAUUGUGCUCACCACGUCUAGCGGCAUCAUGGACCACGAUGAGGCCAGGCGGAAGAACGUGGGAGGCAAGGUGCUCGGCUUCUUCUACUAA